Messenger RNA from Panicum hallii, 1802 nucleotides. RefSeq names its product beta-sesquiphellandrene synthase-like. NCBI's taxonomy places the organism in Eukaryota, Viridiplantae, Streptophyta, Magnoliopsida, Poales, Poaceae. The record is from RefSeq and is a predicted model, not a curated record. Gene Ontology annotation, biological process: diterpenoid biosynthetic process. Gene Ontology annotation, molecular function: magnesium ion binding; terpene synthase activity.
AGCCGAUAGAGCUAGCCAUCCGCCCAGCAGCAGGCGGCACAACCAUCAUCCAGUGCACGUCCAUGGCGACCUGCGGCAGCCCUGUGCUCGCUCUGGCCUCGCAGGAUGAGGACCUUCUUCAGCGCAAGCCCCGGCCUUACAUCCCAAGCAUCUGGGGCGACUUCUUCCUCAAACACCAGCCAGGCACCCCAUCGCAGCUUCUGUCCAUGAAGGAGAGGGCAAGGAGCAAGCAGGAGGAGGUGAGGCAGAUCUUACUCGACACCGCUGCCUCCUCUGAGCUGGUUCUCAAGCUGAAGCUUGUCGAUACGCUGCAACGGAUCGGAGUGGACUACCACUACAAGAAGGAGAUCGACGAGUUGCUGCGUGAUGUUCACGGCGCCCAGCAUGAAGAAGCAGGCUUCGAUGACGAGCUAUAUGUCGUAUCGCUGCGGUUCUAUUUGCUCAGAAAGCAUGGGUACAAUGUCUCUUCUGAUGUGUUUGUGAAGUUUAAGGAUGACCAAGGAAACUUUGCGAGUAAUGAUGCGAAAUGUCUGUUGGCCCUGUAUGAUGCUGCGAAUCUCAGAAUUCGCGGUGAAGACAUACUUGAUAAUGCCGUGGUUUUCACCAGGAGUCGCCUCCAGUCUAUGAUGAAAACUUUAGAUCCAGAGCUCGCAGCAGAGGUGGGAUACACGUUGGAUACACCUAGUUACAGGAGGGUUCAAAGACUGGAAGCAAGGCGCUAUAUCUCUUUGUAUGAGAAAAAGGUUACGCGAAAUGACACCAUACUGGAAUUUGCAAAGCUGGACUACAAUAUUCUGCAAGCUCUGUAUUGUGAGGAGUUGAAAGCUCUUACAGUAUGGUGGAAAUAAGGUCUCCAGUCACAAGCGUACGAGAGAUUUGCACGGGAUAGAGUGGUAGAGAUGCAUUUUUGGAUGCUUGGGGUUAUUCAUGAGCCUCACCAGUCAUAUGCACGGAUAGCAUUGACGAAAUGCUUUAAAUUGGUGUCGCUGAUGGACGACUUCUGUGACAACUAUAGCACCACAGAAGAAUAUAAAAUAUUCAUUACUGCUCUGGAAAGGUGGGAUGAACAAGCCGCGGAGAAAUUGCCCGCAUACAGGAAGGACUUAUUCAUCUUCAUACUCAACACUAUAAACGAUAUCAUGGAAGAUUUAAAACUUCAGAAAAACAAGCAUGCUGAAUUUGUCAAAGAACUGUUUAUUGACACUGUCAAACGUUACGGUGCUGAGAGAAAAUGGAGCGACGAGCACUACGUACCAGUAAAAAUUAGUGAGCACCUACAGGUUUCAGUGGGUAGCAGUGGAUGUAUGCAUAUAGCAAACAUCACUUUCGUCUUAAUGGGAGACGUAACUACCAGAGAGGCCAUUGAGUGGGCUUUCUCCUUUCCAGAAAUGAUAAGAGCUGUUUGUAUUGUCGGGCGCAUCAUUAAUGACAUCAUGUCACAUGAGCGAGAACAAGUUUCGAAGCAUGUCGCGUCCACGGUGCAAACUUGCAUGAAGGAAUACGGGAUGACGGUGCAUCAAGCCUAUGAAAAGCUUAGAGCCCUAAUCGAUGAAGCAUGGAUGGAAAUUGUCCAGGGAUGCCUUUGCAAGACUCAACCCAUGGAGCUUUUGGAGAAGGUGGUUAACGUUGCACGAGUAAUGGAUAACAUGUACAAGCGUGAUGAUGCGUAUACCAACCCAUACAGUCUCAAAGACACCAUAACUUCAAUGUACGUGAACUCUGUGUGAAUAUGAUAAAGAUCCAGCACCAAAUAGGGCUUUUCAUCAGCAUGAUACAUGUGUUAAACAUGCCACCAUGAUUUU